This is a messenger RNA of Neolamprologus brichardi, 503 nucleotides long. The record is from RefSeq and is a predicted model, not a curated record. NCBI's taxonomy places the organism in Eukaryota, Metazoa, Chordata, Actinopteri, Cichliformes, Cichlidae.
AUGGUUCUGCAUCGCCAUGCAGCACCCUCUGAUGACCUUCAGCUGAUGUUGCUGUGCGGGGCUGACGUCCUCGAGUCUUUUGGGAUUCCCAACAUGUGGAAGCAGGAGGAUAUCGCAGAGAUCGUGGGCCGCCACGGUUUGGUUUGCAUCAGCCGCAGCAACAGCGAUCCACAUAAGUUCAUCCACCAGUCAGACUUGCUGUGGAAGUAUCGCAAGAACAUCCAUAUCGUCCGCGAAUGGGUGACUAACGACAUCUCAGCCACUCACGUGCGGCGGUCGCUGCGGCGCGGCCAGAGCGUCAGAUACCUUCUGCCAGACAGCGUCAUUCACUACAUCAAAGAGCACGGCCUGUACAGCUCUGAGAGCGAGCAGAAAAACGCAGAUGUGGUUCUAGCGCCCCUCCAGAGGUACACGGGUGCUUCCUCAAGUUGAGGAAAUUUGACUGUGAAUUUGAAACAAAAGUGCCUGCACUGAACAGGAGUCUUUUCUAAGAAUGGGUGUGU